This is a messenger RNA of Penicillium olsonii, 780 nucleotides long. The record is from the annotation of a GenBank genome assembly. NCBI's taxonomy places the organism in Eukaryota, Fungi, Ascomycota, Eurotiomycetes, Eurotiales, Aspergillaceae.
AUGAGAAAGCAGGGAAACAACCAUGUGAAUUGGUAUCGAUCAACACUUUCACUGGUCAUUGUUCUGCAGAAGACGCGGGAGGCCAAGGAAUUGAAAUGGGCUUGGCGCGCAACUUGUUUGUGCCACCUUGACUCUUCAACCACCGUCAACAUGGGAUCUUCACACUCAACAGCAGUACAAGAUAUUGAUACCCCGAAAUCCGAGUCACCCCAAGAGGAUGUCUAUUUCCCCAGAAAUACAGAUGACGCCCUCCGUACAUACAACACAUUACGUCAUCUUCUCCCCACCGAGCUCGUGCUGGAGAUUCUAGGAUUCGCUCAGUACUGGCUACGGUCAAAAGCCUUCAAAGACACCGAAUGUCACUACAAAGAAGCCCACUGUCGCCUUCGGCAACCAUACCUGAUAUCUGACCCCAUUCCAGAGGGACGACUGGAGGAGAUCAGAAUCAAUAUCUGGAGCCACGACCAGGGCUGGAGCAGUUACCGAGAGGACCAUGGAACAUACAGGAACUCUUGGACGUGGUUUGAGCUCACUGCUGAAGGGCCCGGGGGAAGAAAGGUCAUCACAGAGGGAGAGGAUCUCCGCCUGACAUGCAAUGUGCACGCAAAAAAAGAGGCUACGCACCAUGAGAUCAUAUUCCGACGCCAUGAAGACUUGCGGCUGAUGCAAGCCCUUCAAGCCGGUGACCUUAUUUCAAUCGUCCCAAUGGCACGAUAUGCUGGCUGGAUGAAUACGGUAGAGAAGGCCUCGAUUGAAGUCUUCACUGCCCCUAUCUUGUGA